Tremella mesenterica DSM 1558 is the source of this 1611-nucleotide messenger RNA. RefSeq lists its product as uncharacterized. The transcript has 5 exons. The record is from RefSeq and is a predicted model, not a curated record. Gene Ontology annotation, molecular function: nucleic acid binding; zinc ion binding. Lineage: Eukaryota; Fungi; Basidiomycota; Tremellomycetes; Tremellales; Tremellaceae. Bases 1 to 1611 code for a protein of 536 amino acids.
AUGGCAAAGUUAGACGGAGUUAGGCUAAGUAGGGACAAUGGGAGCAGAAGUACGGCGAAGUUAGACGGAGUUAGGCGAAGUAGGGACAAUGGGAGCAGAAGUACGGCGAAGUUAGACGGAGUUAGGCGAAGUAGGGACAAUGGGAGCAGAAGUGCGGCGAUGUUAGGCGGAGUUAGUCGAAGGAGGAAGAGGAUGGCCGAGGGCUCGGGGAAGUUGGACGAAUUGUUCGACGCCCGUGACAGUAUCAAGGAUCGCUCUUACCGACGACCCGUGCGAACCUCGGAGAAGUACGAAGAUUCUAUGGAACCAGAUAGGAGAGUUACGCGAGGUAUGAGUAGGGACGGAGACAGGAUGGAGGAGAACGAGAGGAGGGCACUGGAGGAGCUUAGCAGAGCGAUGGGGCAGCAGCUUGGAGUGGAGGAUAGUGUGGGGGGAUCAAUUCAAGGAGAUGAGUUCGCUCCACCAUUACCUUCUAAUCCUCCUACACCUUCGGGUAAUGCCCUCCCACCUAUAGGAUCCCCAGUUGGAUCGGAUCAGACCCCGCGGCCAGAAAACACUGGAAGUACGGCGGACUUGAGAGAAGAAGGUACACAAGGGGUGAUAUUGGCCUUGAUGCAGAUGGUGGCGAAUAUGAACAAAGACAUGAUGGAAGAGAGAAGGCGUAGGGAGGAGUGGGAGCAGAGAAGAGAAAGGGAGACGUUAGCCGAGGUUUGUCGACCGUCGUAUCAAGGAUCGCACUUACCGACGACCCGUGCAAACCUCGGAGAAGUUCGAGAUUGUAUGCAGCCAGAGAGGAGAAUUACAAGAAGUAUGAGUAGACCGGGAGAAACAGUAGAGGAGACGGAGAGGAGGAUGUUAGAGGAAUUAAGACAAAGCUUGGGACCAUUGCCUGGUGCAAUUGAUACCCCCGAAGGAUCAACUCAAGGCGAUGAUUUCUAUCCACCCCUACCUUUUGAACCACCUCCCCAGCAGACCGGACUACCAGAACCACCAGCGGUGAGGACAGGUUCCGAAGGUUCGGGACAGACCCCACGACCAAGGGAAGGGAGCACAGGAGGUAGGCUAAGUUCGGCCGGGAGCGAAGUAGUAGGAGGAACUGAGGAGGAGGCCACAACACAGAAGAUGAUGCUGGCGAUAAUGAACAUGAUGAUGGAGAUGAAUAAGGAUAUGAUAGCAGAAAGGAAACGUCGAGAGGAGCAGGAGAAGAAGAAGGAACAGGAGACGGUUGGGGGAAUAGUCGAGGGCGUGCAGCCUAGAGGCACGAACGGGGGAAGGGCGAUACCAACGGAUGUAGACGAACUAAAUCGUCGUUGGCCGAGACCCAGUGCUGAUGAGGUUUUAAAGCGUCGAGAGGAAGGGAAGUGUACUGGGUGUGGAGAGAGAGGGCAUUACAACCGGGAUUGUCCUGUAAUAGCGGCGAAGGUAAAAGCAGGGAUCAUCCCCUUGCGAUCUUUUGGGCAAAAUGCUGGGGGAGAAGGGAGAUUUAGCACGGGGGGGAACGCCGUUCCUCUUGGGGACAGGAAGAAGAUCAAUGCAGUCGGGAGGGAGGAAGCAGGCGUUGGAGAGCGGGGGAUGGACGAGGAGGAAAAAGAUGGGGACCCGUCGCGAUAG